AUGGUUGUUGUCCAAGUUAAUGCUAAGGCACGAAACUUGCUUUAUAAUUCUAUAAGUGGAGAAGAGGAUGAGAAAAUUUCAAGUUGUGAUACCACCAAGGAAAUGCAGGACAAACUAAAAGUUACUUAUGAAGGAACCAGCAAAGUGAAAGAAAUUCGGAUAAACUUGUUGGUUCACGACUAUGAACUCUUCCAGAUGAAAGAAGGAGUAUCUAUUGAGAAAAUAUUUUCAAGAUUCAGCAAAAUCAUUGGCGAUCUGAAAACCUUUGAUAAACAUAACUCAAGUGGUGACCAGGAUGAAGUUCAGGAAUUGCAAAUACAACUUAUUCGCAUGCGCCCACCAGUCACAGUUCUGUCAAGUCUAACCAAGUGA
Molecule: messenger RNA, 372 nt
Organism: Nicotiana tabacum (common tobacco)
Lineage: Eukaryota; Viridiplantae; Streptophyta; Magnoliopsida; Solanales; Solanaceae
Source: RefSeq, a predicted model, not a curated record